Messenger RNA from Sungouiella intermedia, 7419 nucleotides. NCBI's taxonomy places the organism in Eukaryota, Fungi, Ascomycota, Pichiomycetes, Serinales, Metschnikowiaceae. The record is from the annotation of a GenBank genome assembly.
AUGAGCAGAUACAUCAGAUGUACUAGCAGAAGCAUUGGAAACAUUGAGGCAUCAGAGCUAUUAGAAGCAUCAGAAGGAGUAGAAGCAACAGAAGCUUCAGAGACAGCAGAGCUAUUAGAAGUAGCAGUAGCAGUAGAAGCAUCAGAAGCAUCAGAAGCAGCAGAAGCAUCAGAGGCAUCCGAAACAGUAGAAGCAUCAGAAGCACCAGAAGCAGUAGAAGCAGUAGAAGCAUCAGAAGCAGUAGAAGCACCAGAAGCAUCAGAAGCACCAGAGCUAAUAGAAGCACCAGAGCUAAUAGAAGCAUCAGAAGCAUCAGAAGCAGUAGAAGCAGUAGAAGCUUCAGAAGCAGCAGAGCUAAUAGAAGCCUCAGAAGUAGCAGAAGCAUCAGAAGCAUCAGAGGCAUCCGAAACAGUAGACGCAUCAGAAGCUUCAGAAGCAUCAGAAGCACCAGAAGCAGUAGAAGCAUCAGAAGCACCAGAAGCAGGAGAAGCAUCAGAGCUAAUAGAUGCAUCGGAUGAUAAAGGAAUAUCGGUGCUCACGGUAAAAGCUUCACCAGCAAGAGAAGUUGAUCUUGUCUUAGACUUAGAAGCAUCAGAGGCAUCCGAAACAGUAGAAGCACCAGAAGCACCAGAAGCUUCAGAGUCAGCAGAGCUAAUAGAAGCAUCAGAAGCAUCAGAAGCAGUAGAAGCAUCAGAAGCAGCAGAGCUAAUAGAAGCAUCAGAAGCAUCAGAAGCAGUAGAAACAGUAGAAGCACCAGAGCUAAUAGAAGCAUCAGAAGCAGCAGAGCUAAUAGAAGCAUCAGAAGCAUCAGAAGCAUCAGAAGCAGUAGAAGCAGUAGAAGCAUCAGAGCUAAUAACAUCAGAAGCACCAGAAGCAGUAGAAGCAUCAGAAGCACCAGAAGCAGUAGAAGCAUCAGAGCUAAUAGAAGCAUCGGAUGAUAAAGGAAUAUCGGUGCUCACGGUAAAAGCUUCACCAGCAAGAGAAGUUGAUCUUGUCUUAGACUUAGAAGCAUCAGAGGCAUCCGAAACAGUAGAAGCACCAGAAGCACCAGAAGCUUCAGAGUCAGCAGAGCUAAUAGAAGCAUCAGAAGCACCAGAAGCACCAGAGCUAAUAGAAGCAUCAAAAGCAGCAGAAGCAUCAGAAGCUUCAGAGGCAGCAGAGCUAAUAGAAGCAUCAGAAGCAGUAGAAGCAUCAGAAGCAGUAGAAGCAUCAGAAGCUUCAGAGGAAGCAGAGCUAAUAGAAGCAUCAGAAGCAGUAGAAGCAUCAGAAGCUUCAGAAGCACCAGAAGCACCAGAAGCACCGGAAGCAUCAGAAGCAUCAGAGGCAUCCGAAACAGUAGAAGCAUCAGAAGCUUCAGAAGCAUCAGAAGUAGCAGAAGCAUCAGAGCUAAUAACAUCAGAAGCUCCAGAAGCAGCAGAGUUAAUAGAAGCAUCAGAAGCAUCAGAAGCAGUAGAAGCAUCAGAAGCACCAGAAGCAUCAGAAGCACCAGAAGCAGUAGAAGCAUCAGAGCUAAUAGAAGCAUCCGAAACAGUAGAAGCACCAGAAACAUCAGAAGCUUCAGAAGUAUCAGAGCUAAUAGAAGCAUCAGAAGCACCAGAAGCACCAGAAGCAUCGGAUGAUAAAGGAAUAUCGGUGCUCACGGUAAAAGCUUCACCAGCAAGAGAAGUUGAUCUUGUCUUAGACUUCGAAGCAUCAGAGGCAUCCGAAACAGUAGAAGCACCAGAAGCACCAGAAGCACCAGAAGCUUCAGAAGCACCAGAGCUAAUAGAAGCAUCAGAAGCAUCAGAAGCUUCAGAGGCAGCAGAGCUAAUAGAAGCAUCAGAAGCUUCAAAGUCAGCAGAGCUAAGAGAAGCAUCAGAAGCAGUAGAAGCAUCAGAAGCAGUAGAAGCAUCAGAAGCAGUAGAAGCAUCAGAAGCUUCAGAGGCAGCAGAGCUAAUAGAAGCAUCAGAAGCAGUAGAAGCAUCAGAAGCUUCAGAAGCAGCAGAAGCAUCAGAAGCACCAGAAGCAGUAGAAGCAUCAGAAGCUUCAGAAGCAUCAGAAGUAGCAGAAGCAUCAGAGCUAAUAACAUCAGAAGCUCCAGAAGCAGUUGAAGCUUCAAAGCUAAUAGAUGCAUCGGAUGAUAAAGGAAUAUCGGUGCUCACGGUAAAAGCUUCACCAGCAAGAGAAGUUGAUCUUGUCUUAGACUUAGAAGCAUCAGAGGCAUCCGAAACAGUAGAAGCACCAGAAGCACCAGAAGCUUCAGAGUCAGCAGAGCUAAUAGAAGCAUCAGAAGCACCAGAAGCACCAGAGCUAAUAGAAGCAUCAAAAGCAGCAGAAGCAUCAGAAGCUUCAGAGUCAGCAGAGCUAAUAGAAGCAUCAGAAGCAGUAGAAGCAUCAGAGUUGAUAGAAGCAUCAGAAGCACCAGAAACAUCAGAAGCUUCAGAAGUAUCAGAGCUAAUAGAAGCAUCCGAAACAGUAGAAGCAUCAGAAGCAGCAGAGCUAAUAGAAACAUCAGAAGCUUCAAAGUCAGCAGAGCUAAUAGAAGCAUCAGAAGCACCAGAAGCAUCAGAAGCACCAGAAGCAGUAGAAGCAACAGAAACAUCAGAAGCAUCCGAAACAGUGGAAGCACCAGAAACAUCAGAAGCUUCAGAAGUAUCAGAGCUAACAGAAGCAUCCGAAACAGUAGAAGCAUCAGAAGCAGCAGAGCUAAUAGAAGCAUCAGAAGCAUCAGAAGCAUCAGAAGCAGUAGAAGCAUCAGAAGCUUCAGAGGCAGCAGAGCUAAUAGAAGCAUCAGAAGCAGCAGAGCUAAUAGAAGCAUCAGAAGCAUCAGAAGCAGCAGAGCUAAUAGAAGCAUCAGAAGCUUCAAAGUCAGCAGAGCUAAGAGAAGCAUCAGAAGCAGUAGAAGCUUCAGAAGCUUCAGAGGCAGCAGAGCUAAUAGAAGCAUCAGAAGCAGUAGAAGCAUCAGAAGCUUCAGAGGCAGCAGAGCUAAUAGAAGCAUCAGAAGCAGUAGAAGCAUCAGAAGCUUCAGAGCUAAUAGAAGCAGUAGAAGCAUCAGAGUUAAUAGAAGCAGUAGAAGCAUCAGAGUUAAUAGAAGCAUCAGAAGCAUCAGAAGCAGUAGAAGCAUCAGAAGCACCAGAAGCAUCAGAAGCACCAGAAGCAGUAGAAGCAUCAGAGCUAAUAGAAGCAUCCGAAACAGUAGAAGCACCAGAAGCAGCAGAGCUAAUAGAAGUAUCAGAGCUAAUAGAAGCAUCAGAAGCACCAGAAGCACCAGAAGCACCAGAAGCACCAGAAGCAUCGGAUGAUAAAGGAAUAUCGGUGCUCACGGUAAAAGCUUCACCAGCAAGAGAAGUUGAUCUUGUCUUAGACUUCGAAGCAUCAGAGGCAUCCGAAACAGUAGAAGCACCAGAAGCACCAGAAGCACCAGAAGCACCAGAAGCUUCAGAAGCACCAGAGCUAAUAGAAGCAUCAGAAGCAGCAGAGCUAAUAGAAGCAUCAGAAGCUUCAAAGUCAGCAGAGCUAAGAGAAGCAUCAGAAGCAGUAGAAGCAUCAGAGUUAAUAGAAGCAUCAGAAGCAUCAGAAGCACCAGAGCUAAUAGAAGCAUCAGAAGCAGUAGAAGCAUCAGAAGCUUCAGAGGCAGCAGAGCUAAUAGAAGCAUCAGAAGCAGUAGAAGCAUCAGAAGCUUCAGAGCUAAUAGAAGCAGUAGAAGCAUCAGAAGCAUCAGAAGCAGUAGAAGCAUCAGAAGCUUCAGAGGCAGCAGAGCUAAUAGAAGCAUCAGAAGCAGCAGAGCUAAUAGAAGCAUCAGAAGCAGCAGAGCUAAUAGAAGCAUCAGAAGCAUCAGAAGCAGCAGAGCUAAUAGAAGCAUCAGAAGCUUCAAAGUCAGCAGAGCUAAGAGAAGCAUCAGAAGCAGUAGAAGCAUCAGAAGCUUCAGAGGCAGCAGAGCUAAUAGAAGCAUCAGAAGCAGUAGAAGCAUCAGAAGCAGUAGAAGCAUCAGAAGCUUCAGAGGCAGCAGAGCUAAUAGAAGCAUCAGAAGCAGUAGAAGCAUCAGAAGCUUCAGAGCUAAUAGAAGCAGUAGAAGCAUCAGAGUUAAUAGAAGCACCAGAAGCUUCAGAAGUAACAGAAACAUCAGAGGCAUCCGAAACAGUAGAAGCACCAGAAGCACCAGAAGCACCAGAAGCUUCAGAAGCACCAGAGCUAAUAGAAGCAUCAGAAGCAGCAGAGCUAAUAGAAGCAUCAGAAGCUUCAAAGUCAGCAGAGCUAAGAGAAGCAUCAGAAGCAGUAGAAGCAUCAGAGUUAAUAGAAGCAUCAGAAGCAGCAGAAGCAUCAGAAGCACCAGAAGCAGUAGAAGCAUCAGAGCUAAUAGAAGCAUCCGAAACAGUAGAAGCAUCAGAAGCAGCAGAGCUAAUAGAAGCAGUAGAAGCAUCAGAAGCACCAGAAGCAUCAGAAGCACCAGAAGCUUCAGAAGUAACAGAAACAUCAGAAGCAUCCGAAACAGUAGAAGCACCAGAAACAUCAGAAGCUUCAGAAGCACCAGAGCUAAUAGAAGCUUUAGAAGCAGCAGAGCUAAUAGAAGCAUCAGAAGCAGUAGAAGCAUCAGAGUUGAUAGAAGCAUCAGAAGCACCAGAAACAUCAGAAGCUUCAGAAGUAUCAGAGCUAAUAGAAGCAUCCGAAACAGUAGAAGCAUCAGAAGCAGCAGAGCUAAUAGAAACAUCAGAAGCUUCAGAGUCAGCAGAGCUAAUAGAAGCAUCAGAAGCAUCAGAAGCAGUAGAAGCUUCAGAGUCAGCAGAGCUAAUAGAAGCAUCAGAAGCAUCAGAAGCAGUAGAAGCAUCAGAAGCACCAGAAGCACCAGAGCUAAUAGAAGCAUCAGAAGCAGCAGAGCUAAUAGAAGCAUCAGAAGCAUCAGAAGCAGUAGAAGCAGUAGAAGCAUCAGAAGCACCAGAAGCACCAGAAGCACCGGAAGCAUCAGAAGCAUCAGAGGCAUCCGAAACAGUAGAAGCAUCAGAAGCUUCAGAAGCAUCAGAAGUAGCAGAAGCAUCAGAGCUAAUAACAUCAGAAGCUCCAGAAGCAGUUGAAGCUUCAAAGCUAAUAGAUGCAUCGGAUGAUAAAGGAAUAUCGGUGCUCACGGUAAAAGCUUCACCAGCAAGAGAAGUUGAUCUUGUCUUAGACUUAGAAGCAUCAGAGGCAUCCGAAACAGUAGAAGCACCAGAAGCACCAGAAGCUUCAGAGUCAGCAGAGCUAAUAGAAGCAUCAGAAGCACCAGAAGCACCAGAGCUAAUAGAAGCAUCAAAAGCAGCAGAAGCAUCAGAAGCUUCAGAGGCAGCAGAGCUAAUAGAAGCAUCAGAAGCAGUAGAAGCAUCAGAAGCAGUAGAAGCAUCAGAAGCUUCAGAGGAAGCAGAGCUAAUAGAAGCAUCAGAAGCAGUAGAAGCAUCAGAAGCUUCAGAAGCACCAGAAGCACCAGAAGCACCGGAAGCAUCAGAAGCAUCAGAGGCAUCCGAAACAGUAGAAGCAUCAGAAGCUUCAGAAGCAUCAGAAGUAGCAGAAGCAUCAGAGCUAAUAACAUCAGAAGCUCCAGAAGCAGCAGAGUUAAUAGAAGCAUCAGAAGCAUCAGAAGCAGUAGAAGCAUCAGAAGCACCAGAAGCAUCAGAAGCACCAGAAGCAGUAGAAGCAUCAGAGCUAAUAGAAGCAUCCGAAACAGUAGAAGCACCAGAAACAUCAGAAGCUUCAGAAGUAUCAGAGCUAAUAGAAGCAUCAGAAGCACCAGAAGCACCAGAAGCAUCGGAUGAUAAAGGAAUAUCGGUGCUCACGGUAAAAGCUUCACCAGCAAGAGAAGUUGAUCUUGUCUUAGACUUCGAAGCAUCAGAGGCAUCCGAAACAGUAGAAGCACCAGAAGCACCAGAAGCACCAGAAGCUUCAGAAGCACCAGAGCUAAUAGAAGCAUCAGAAGCAUCAGAAGCUUCAGAGGCAGCAGAGCUAAUAGAAGCAUCAGAAGCUUCAAAGUCAGCAGAGCUAAGAGAAGCAUCAGAAGCAGUAGAAGCAUCAGAAGCAGUAGAAGCAUCAGAAGCAGUAGAAGCAUCAGAAGCUUCAGAGGCAGCAGAGCUAAUAGAAGCAUCAGAAGCAGUAGAAGCAUCAGAAGCUUCAGAAGCAGCAGAAGCAUCAGAAGCACCAGAAGCAGUAGAAGCAUCAGAAGCUUCAGAAGCAUCAGAAGUAGCAGAAGCAUCAGAGCUAAUAACAUCAGAAGCUCCAGAAGCAGUUGAAGCUUCAAAGCUAAUAGAUGCAUCGGAUGAUAAAGGAAUAUCGGUGCUCACGGUAAAAGCUUCACCAGCAAGAGAAGUUGAUCUUGUCUUAGACUUAGAAGCAUCAGAGGCAUCCGAAACAGUAGAAGCACCAGAAGCACCAGAAGCUUCAGAGUCAGCAGAGCUAAUAGAAGCAUCAGAAGCACCAGAAGCACCAGAGCUAAUAGAAGCAUCAAAAGCAGCAGAAGCAUCAGAAGCUUCAGAGUCAGCAGAGCUAAUAGAAGCAUCAGAAGCAGUAGAAGCAUCAGAGUUGAUAGAAGCAUCAGAAGCACCAGAAACAUCAGAAGCUUCAGAAGUAUCAGAGCUAAUAGAAGCAUCCGAAACAGUAGAAGCAUCAGAAGCAGCAGAGCUAAUAGAAACAUCAGAAGCUUCAAAGUCAGCAGAGCUAAUAGAAGCAUCAGAAGCACCAGAAGCAUCAGAAGCACCAGAAGCAGUAGAAGCAACAGAAACAUCAGAAGCAUCCGAAACAGUGGAAGCACCAGAAACAUCAGAAGCUUCAGAAGUAUCAGAGCUAACAGAAGCAUCCGAAACAGUAGAAGCAUCAGAAGCAGCAGAGCUAAUAGAAGCAUCAGAAGCAUCAGAAGCAUCAGAAGCAGUAGAAGCAUCAGAAGCUUCAGAGGCAGCAGAGCUAAUAGAAGCAUCAGAAGCAGCAGAGCUAAUAGAAGCAUCAGAAGCAUCAGAAGCAGCAGAGCUAAUAGAAGCAUCAGAAGCUUCAAAGUCAGCAGAGCUAAGAGAAGCAUCAGAAGCAGUAGAAGCUUCAGAAGCUUCAGAGGCAGCAGAGCUAAUAGAAGCAUCAGAAGCAGUAGAAGCAUCAGAAGCUUCAGAGGCAGCAGAGCUAAUAGAAGCAUCAGAAGCAGUAGAAGCAUCAGAAGCUUCAGAGCUAAUAGAAGCAGUAGAAGCAUCAGAGUUAAUAGAAGCAGUAGAAGCAUCAGAGUAUAGAAGCAUCAGAAGCAUCAGAAGCAGUAGAAGCAUCAGAAGCACCAGAAGCAUCAGAAGCACCAGAAGCAGUAGAAGCAUCAGAGCUAAUAGAAGCAUCCGAAACAGUAGAAGCACCAGAAGCAGCAGAGCUAAUAGAAGUAUCAGAGCUAAUAGAAGCAUCAGAAGCACCAGAAGCACCAGAAGCACCAGAAGCACCAGAAGCAUCGGAUGA